AUGGUACGGUAACUGCAUUGCUAGCUACUGUGCUGUGUUUACGUUUUUUGGGGAUUGGAUAAUGAAGGAUUAUUAAUUGGUCGUGUGUACUAGCUAACGUUAAUCAACAUUUGCUAACGUUAGCUUGCAAGCUAGCUAUAAUAUUCUGCAAUCUGGGGUGUAUUCAUUACGCCGAUUCUAUUGCAAAACGUUUCUUAAAUGGAAGCAAAAGGAACGAAACGUGGAGGGACCUAACUGAAUUUGUCCAAUAAAAACUUUAGUUUUCGUUGCAAAUCGCAACUGUUUGGACUAAUGAUUGCGCCCCAGAUCAGUACAUUGUACACUUUUCUGUCAGUUUAUUUGGGUUGAUUUGACAGCAUCUCAUCUCUCACAGCCUCUCAGGCUGGACAUCAAGCGGAAGCUGACAGCCCGGUCAGACCGCGUGAAGAGUGUGGACCUCCACCCGACCGAGCCAUGGAUGCUGGCCAGCCUGUACAAUGGUAGUGUCUGUGUCUGGAACCACGAAACACAGGUAAAUACACACACAAACACACACAGUUCCAGUUUGAUGUUGAAUACUUGCACCAUGGAGAUAAACAACUCAAAGCGAAACUUGUAUGCAGUUAAAAUGUACGAUUUGUAAAUAUCUCCCUUCCAGACCUUGGUGAAGACCUUCGAAGUGUGUGACCUUCCAGUGAGAGCAUCGAAGUUUGUAGCCAGAAAGAACUGGGUCAUAACUGGAGCGGUGAGUGAUACUGAUUAAAAUUCAGGACAAACAUCUAAUGAGAAAUGAGAACUUCUGAUGGUCUAUCUUAUCUUCCUCCACUUUGUGUUGACUCGGAGAAUGGAGAAUACUCGCUCACAGUAUUUGCAGGGUCAUAUGUUUUUCCCCCCUUCUCUCUGUAGGAUGACAUGCAGAUCCGUGUUUUCAACUACAACACCCUGGAGAGGGUCCACAUGUUUGAGGCCCACUCUGACUACAUCCGCUGUAUCGCUGUGCAUCCCACUCAACCCUACAUCCUCACAAGCAGUGGUAUGCAAUCAGUAACUCUUAUAUUUUAUGACUCCCGUCUUUUUAUACUUGUGUCAAAUGCACAAACUCAUUCUCUGUCACACAAGUAUGAUAUUAACUGACUGUUACAUCCUGUGUGUCCAGACGACAUGCUGAUCAAGCUGUGGGACUGGGAGAAGAAAUGGUCUUGCAGUCAGGUGUUUGAGGGCCACACCCACUACGUCAUGCAGAUCGUCAUCAACCCUAAAGACAACAACCAGUUUGCCAGCGCUUCUCUGGACAGAACCAUCAAGGUAACACCAGACAGUGUGUGUGUGUGAUGACUUUGCCUAACAAAAGUUGUGUGUGUGUGUGCUUACAACAACCAUAGAGUUUCGAUGUUUGUGAGUGUGUUGUUGUUUUUUUUACUGACAUGUCGUCUGUCCUAUCCCAGGUAUGGCAGCUGGGCUCCUCCUCUCCUAACUUUACCCUUGAGGGCCAUGAGAAAGGAGUCAACUGCAUUGACUACUACAGCGGAGGGGACAAGCCCUACCUCAUAUCAGGAGCUGAUGACCGCCUGGUCAAGAUCUGGGACUACCAGGUAAGACAGCGGUGGGAUGAAACGAUAUAGCCACUUCCAGAUCAUAACAAGCAGUGAAAUGACACUCUACUGUAGUAGAUUCAGAUUUGUAUGUAGAUGAGCAUGGCCGAAUUCUGUGUAACUCUGUCAGUAGUAAAUGCAGUCAUACGCCACGCAAAAGCAUCCAUUCACUACUACUUUACUAAGGGUGAGCGUUGUCCUGUGCCUCACCUACUCAAUGGAGGCGGGAUUAGUGGACUGUGUGUUUGCACGUGACUUUUAGUGUCUUGCUGACCGUUCUCACCCCAUUGUCUCUCACCAAGAAACAAGUUGUAUUGUAGAUGUUUGCAGCAGAGGAUCACUCUCUCUCUCUAUUUCCUCCUAUCAGAACAAGACGUGUGUGCAGACCCUGGAGGGCCACGCCCAGAAUGUGUCGUGUGUCAGCUUUCACCCAGAGCUGCCUAUCAUCAUCACAGGAUCAGAGGACGGUGAGGAAAUGCCUUAUACACACUCUCUAUCAUGUUCUGAUCCUCUGAAAGUACUUCUUCUGUUGUUGGUGAGCAGAUAUAUUCGCUCCACUCUGGAUGAUUUUACAUAUUGAAAAAUACAAAGUUAAAUAAAAACAUGCACACACACAAUUCUGAGAAUAAUAAUAAAAACAAUCCAUUCUCUGGUUCCAUAGGCACUGUGCGUAUCUGGCACUCGAGUACGUACCGCCUGGAGAGCACCCUGAACUACGGCAUGGAGCGUGUGUGGUGUGUGUGUGGCCUGAGAGGCUCCAACAAUGUGGCCUUAGGCUACGACGAAGGCAGCAUCAUCAUCAAGGUGUGCAAUAGAAACGUCAAUGACCAUAUAUUUGUGCAUAACAGUCAAAACUCAAGAACUGAUUUUUCACAAUGCAGGGUUUCCACUGCAAGUUUGAUAGAAUUUCUGUUUGUACACAUUGCACGCAUACUCUUUAAAACAAACUUUCUAUGUUGAAACAACUACUUGGUGACAUCUCCUCUGCGCCUCAUGAAAGCCUUGGUACUUUAUUUAUUCCAUCCUGUCCUCCUCUCCUGUGUGCUGUAGCUGGGGCGUGAGGAGCCAGCCAUGUCCAUGGACACCAAUGGGAAGAUCAUCUGGGCCAAGCACUCGGAGGUGCAGCAGGCAAACCUGAAGGCCAUGGGCGACGCAGAGAUCAAGGACGGAGAGAGGCUGCCGCUGGCUGUCAAAGACAUGGGCAGCUGUGAAAUCUACCCCCAGACCAUCCAGCACAACCCCAACGGAAGGUCAGUGCGCACUGCAUUGGACUCCCAUGUCAGCUAUUCAGUGAAUCUAUCCAAAUGUCUUGCACAACUGCGUGUUUGUGUGCCACACCUUUAAAGGCAACGCUGUUUUCAAAUGUUAUAUAAAAAAACUAAUUUGUUAGAAAACGUGGGAACCCCCCCCCCCACACACACACACACACACACACACACACACACACAAAACACACACACACUUCAAAACAGGUUCCACAUCUCCAGAAAUAAAUUCCUAUUUCUCCAAACACACUUCAACUUCAAGUCUUUUGAAAAUAUGGAUGUUUUAUAGAGCCCCUCUUUAAUAUAUAUGCGUUGUUUGUGAUGUCAGGUUUGUUGUGGUGUGUGGAGACGGAGAGUACAUCAUCUACACUGCCAUGGCCCUGAGGAACAAGAGCUUCGGCUCAGCACAGGAGUUUGUCUGGGCACACGACUCCUCCGAGUGAGUCCAUCACACACACCCCUACAAUUAAUUAACAGCAAUUUACCUUUAUAUAAUUUAAUUAACUAACCAAUCAGUUUUUAUGGUAUGUGAUUUACUCUUUUUAUUUCCAGAAUGGAUGAUUACUGUCUGUCACUCACAAAUGUCCAUGGUCUGUCAUGUCACAGGUAUGCCAUCAGGGAAAGCAACAGUGUGGUCAAAAUCUUCAAGAACUUCAAGGAGAAGAAGUCUUUCAAGCCAGACUUUGGUGCUGAAGGUAAGUGGAAGGCAGGCCAAGGUAGUUAGUAGUGCGAAUAAAGAUACUGCUAACAAAUUGUUAUGGCAGUUUUGAUGGAACCCGGCAAGUAAUGAAAAAGGUUUUACAACAAAAAAUGAAAUUAACGUUCUUAUUGGACAAAUCCAGGUAGUCCAUAUGUGUUUCUCUGUUUUCUUUCAACUGGUGCCUAAUGAAUACAACCCUGAUAUCAAUUUCCCUGCAGGUAUCUAUGGAGGCUUUUUGCUGGGCGUCAGGUCAGUGAACGGUCUGGCCUUCUAUGACUGGGAAAACACAGAGCUGAUCCGCCGCAUCGAGAUCCAGCCCAAACAUGUGAGUACUGCUGUAGAGAAAAGAGCAUCUUUAUCAAAUCAAAUUUUAUUUGUCACAUGCGCCGAAUACAACAGGUGUAGUAGACCUUACAGUGAAUUGCUUACUUACAAGCCCUUAAUGAACAAUGCAGUUUUAAGAAAAAUAAGUGUUAAGUAAAAAAGUAAAAUAACUUUUUUUUACCUCUACGGGAUCGGUGUCCCGUAUACGGGACGGUUGAGCUAACGUGCGCUAAUGUGAUUAGCAUGACUGUUGUAAGUAACAGCAAACUUUCCAGGCCAUAGGCAUGUCUUAUAUGGGCAGAAAGCUUAAAUUCUUGUUAAUCUAACUGCACUGUCCAAUUUAAAGUAGCUAUUACAGUGACAAAAUACCAUGCUAUUGUUUGCACAACAACAACAAACUUAUCAUGGCAACUGGUUUGAUACAUUCACCUCUGAAGGUAAAGAAUGUACCUACAUUCAGUAAUCUUGCUCUGAUUUGUCAUUCUAAGGGUCCCAGAGAUAAAAUGUAGCAUAGUUUUUAUAUUCAAAUGUAGGAACUGGGUUCUACAGUUUGAACCCCUGCUGUCUCUGGCUCGAACCCCUGCUGUCUCUGGCUCCACAUCCACCCCACCCGGCAAUCUAGAUGUGUGAAAGUUAGUGCAUAAGCUAAUGAUCCUUCAUGUAUGACAUUCCUGGGCGUGUGUAAACUUACAUUUUGUAUUACCAUAUCAUUUUUGUAUGUUCUCUAUAGUUACGUACUUGAAAAUGUAUCAAUUGACCAAUUCGGCACAUUUGGGCAGACUUGUUACAAAAUAGUCCAGUAUUGCAACGCUUCACUGGAUCAAUCUGAAACUUUGCACACACACUGCUACCAUCUAGUGGCCAAAAUCUAAAUUGCGCCUAAACUGCAAUAUUAUAUUGUGGCCUUUCUCUUGCAUUUCAGACGAUAAAAAAAUAAUUUCAAAAAAACUUUUUGUUUGUAUUCUCUUUUAUCAGAUCUAAUGUGUUUAUAUUCUCCUACAUUUAUUUCCCAUUUCCACGAACUUCAAAGUGUUUCCUUUCAAAUGGUAUCAAGAAUAUGCAUAUCUUUGGUUCAGGUCCUGAGCUACAGGCAGUUAGAUUUGGGUAUGUCAUUUUAGGCACAAAUUGAAAAAAAAGGGUCCGAUCCUUAAGAGGUUAAAGAGCAGCAGUAAAAUAACAGUAGUGAGGCUAUAUACAGGGGGUACAUAGUCAAUGUGCGGGGGCACAGGUUAGUUGAGGUAAUUGCGGUAAUAUGUACAUGUAGGUAGAGUUAAAGUGACUAUGCAUAGAUAAUAACAGAGUAGCAGCAGUGUAAAAGAGGGGGGGGGGGAUAAUGCAAAUAGUCAGGGUAGCCAUUUGAUUAGCUGUUGGGGGUAGAAGCUGUUAAGAAGCCUUUUGGACCUAGACUUGGUUCUCCGGUACCGCUUGCCGUGCGGUAGCAGAGAGAACAGUCUGACUAGGGUGGCCGGAGUCUUUGACAAUUUUUAGGGGCCUUCCUCUGACAUCGCCUGGUAUAGAGGUCCUGGAUGGCAGGAAUCUUGGUCCCAGUGAUGUACUGGGCCGUAAGCACUACCCUCUGUAGUGCCUUGCGGUCGGAGGCCGAGCAGUUGCCAUACCAGGCAGUGAUGCAACCAGUCAGGAUGCUCUCGAUGUUGCAGCUGUAUAACUUUUUGAGGAUCUGAGGACCCAUGCCAAAUCUUUUCAGUCUCCUGAGGGGGAAUAGGCUUUGUCGUGCCUCUUCACGACUGUCUUAGUGUGUUUGGACCAUUAUAUUUUGUUGGUGAUGUGGACACCAAGGAACUUGAAGCUCUCAACCUGUUCCACUACAGCCCCGUCGAUGAGAAAAGGGGCGUGCUCGGUCCUCCUUUUCCUGUAGUCCACAAUAAUCUCCUUUGUCUUGAUCACGUUGAGGGAGAGGUUGUUAUCCUGGCACCACACAGCCAGGUCUCUGACCUCCACCCUAUAGGCUGUCUCAUCGUUGUCGGUGAUCAGGCCUACCACAGUUGUGUUGUUGGCAAACUUAAUGAUGGUGUUGGAGUUGUGCCUGGCCAUGCAGUCAUGGGUGAACAGGGAGCACAGGAGGGGACUGAGCACGCACCCCUGAGGGGCCCCCGUGUUGAGGAUCAGUGUGGCAGAUGUGUUGUUACCUACCCUUACCACCUGGGGGCGGCCCGUCAGGAAGUCCAGGAUCCAGUUGCAGAGGGAGGUGUUUAGUCCCAGGGUCCUUAGCUUAGUGAUGAGCUUUGAGGGCACUAUGGUGUUGAACGCUGAGCUGUAGUCAAUGAAUAGUAGUCAUUCUCAUGUAGGUGUUCCUUUUGUCCAGGUGGGAAAGGGCAGUGUGGAGUGCAAUAGAGAUUGCAUCAUCUGUGGAUCUGUUGGGGCGGUAUGCAAAUUGGAGUGGGUCUAGGGUUUCUGUGAUAAUGGUGUUGAUGUGAGCCAUGACCAGCCUUUCAAUGCAUUUCAUGGUUACAGACGUCAGUGCUACGGGUCUGUAGUCAUUUAGGCAGGUUACCUUCGUGUUCUUGGGAACAGGGACUAUGAUGGUCUGCUUGAAACAUGUUGGUAUUACAGACUCAGUCAGGGACAGGUUGAAAAUGGGUUAAUAUGAUUACUAUUGUGGCACAUUUGUGUAGAUAGUACAGUUUAGGUUUCGGUUUUCAAUUUAGGUUUCGGUUUUCAACUGAUGCUCUCAUGCAUGCUUCAGUGUUGCUUGCCUCGAAGCGAGCAUAGAAGUAAUUUAGCUCGUCUGGUAUGCUCGUGUCACUGGGCAGCUCGCAGCUGUGCUUCCCUUUGUAGUCAUUAAUAGUUUACAAGCCCUGCCACAUCCGAGGAGCGUCUUAGCCGAUGUAGUACGAUUCAAUCUUAGUCCUGUAUUGACACUUUGCCUGUUUGAUGGUUCGUCGGAGGGCAUAGCGGGAUUUCUUAUAAGCGUCCGGGUUAGAGUCUCGCUCCUUGAAAGAGGCAGCUCUACCCUUUAGCUCAGUGUGGAUGUUGCCUGUAAUCAAUGGCUUCUGGUUGGGGUAUGUACGUACGGUCACUGUGGGGAUGACGGCAUCGAUGCACUUAUUGAUGAAGCCAGUGACUGAUGUGGUGUACUCCUCAAUACCAUCGGAAGAAUCCCGGAACAUAUUCGUCUGUGCUAGCAAAACAGUCGUGUAGCUUAGCAUCUGCGUCAUCUGACCACUUCUUUAUUAACCAAGUCACUGGUGCUUCCUGCUUUAGUUUUUGCUUGUAAGCAGGAAUCAGGAGGAUAUAAUUAUGGUCAAAUUUGCCAAAUGGAGGGAGAGAAUAUAUAGGGAGAGAAUAUAGAUAUGUGCAGGAGCAUCCUAGCAUGUACAAGGGUCUGUUUCGGUGAAUGUUUGCUUUUCUACCCAGUACCGUAUUGAUAGAAAUGUGCAUAUGACACAUUUGCAUUUUCAUCAUCAUGAAAUCAGGACUGAGAACACUGCAUCUCCCUCUUGCUUUCCCUCUCUCUCUGUUUGUAGAUCUUCUGGUCAGACUCAGGGGAGUUGGUGUGUAUUGCCACAGAGGAUUCCUUCUUCAUCCUGCGCUACCUGUCAGAGAAAGUAGCCGCCUCCCAAGAGAACAACGAGGGAGUGACCGAGGAUGGCAUCGAAGACGCCUUUGAGGUGUGUGUGUGACAGGCAAAUACUCUGAUAUUACCUUGUACCUGUACUGACCUAGCAGGUAGACUCUGCUACUCUACAAGGCAGGCUUAUGGAUUCUACCGAAGACAAAAGCAAAAUGCCUAUAGCCAUCCAGUAGGGGGCCCUAGACAACAGGACACCAGUGAACCCCCCCCUCCCUAAUCUGUCAGCCAUUUUGUGUCUGUUUUGAUCCUCCAGGUCCAGGGGGAGAUCCAGGAGGUGGUGAAGACAGGCCUGUGGGUGGGAGACUGCUUCAUCUACACCAGCUCUGUCAACAGACUCAACUACUUUGUGGGGGGAGAGAUAGUCACCAUCGCUCACCUGGACAGGUACGGUGAACCAGGCUUAUAUUUAUUAGUGCACAGCGUAGCAAUACGUUUUGCAACAGAAAACAAAAACAAAUGUCUUAUUGGACAAAUUCAGGUAGGUCCCUCCCUGUUUGGUUCUUAGUGAAUACGAUCCAGGAGUAAGAGACUGGAGUUGAAGAAUAAGUGGAGCUCAGUACUGCUGUUGCUUUGGGUGCGACUGCUGGGGGUGUAAGCACCAGUGUUGCGGGUAUAAGACCAGAAACAAUAACCUCUGAAUAUUCAAAGAGUUGCUUUAAAAAAAAAUUAUAGGCUAAAUGUUUGAUGACAGUCAGCCAAUGUAAAGCCAAAAGUCCCAACUUGUGUCCUCUUUAGGGCAACAUUUGAAUCAGUCAAGUCAUUUUGUGUUGAAAGCAGCAGAUUGACAUUCAUCCUACAACAAGGCUAUCCAACAAAUAACUGAAAUGAAUAAAUGGGGGAAGGGUGGAACCCCACUAACUUACUCUACAAAAAAUACACUUAGAGGUAGUUUUCUGGACACAGAUUAAAGUGGAACUGACAGCAUUUUAACUACUUUGCAGAUAUGAAACAGACAGUCAUAUCAGUCAAAAAUAUCAAAUUCCCAGUUUAUGCUACAAAACCAACUUUAUAAGAGGUUUUAAAAAUAGGUUAUAUUUUUACUAAAACUUUCAAGACAUACAGUAAGGCAUUGUUGGCAGAAUAGAUGGAUGCAAUUCAGUGCAUGAUUAAUAUAAUUCACCAAUACAUUUCUUGGUAGUACAAAAAAUAUUGCUAUCAGGUUAUAAAUCGAAGCUGGCCUGGUACAUUGUUUGCUGCCUCCAUUCGGGAUGCAGUGUUCAGUUUCAAUGACUCAAUAUUUUGGUCAAAAACUGAUUAAUGUAACUAAGGCUGGGAAUGUCAAUAUAAUCAAACUAGCAAGGGCAAUGAUCACAAGUCAGUCAACUUGGUUAAUAGGUUAGCGUAUCUAUUUAUGUAGCAGGCUAAAAAUACAGAGCCUAAUGUUAGCUAGCUAGCUGCUAGGAGGAUGUCAUGUCAUUGGACAAGUGGGUGAGUGGCUGACUUUUUCCCCUCAUCGUUUUUUGGUGGCUACAGCUAAAGAUGCAGGUGUCAUUUGGUUAGCUAGCAAGAAAUGUGAAUUGCUUUACUAGCUAUGCUGAACUGGAACGACUAUUCUCCACAGUUAGCAUGCAUAUCUCUUAGUUGUCAAUCAAAUGUAUUUGGCAUUGAUCAAAUGGGCGGGCAGGCAGUUCCCAUUAAAUUGUCAAAAUGUGGGUUGGGACAAGCAUGCAUUGGCAGGCAAGCUGCAGAAGGACGAGCAGGCUACUUUUCCCCCAUCGUUUAUCAGUGCAAUUUUGACGGCCAACUAUAAGCUGAACAAGAGGGUUUAUCUACUCUUGCCUCGUUAGAUUUGAGCUCAUCUGGCUCUGGCUAACAUUUGUUGUUGAUUUUAGGGAGGAAGAGAGAGCCUACCUGUUCAUGGUGGUUUGAACAAUAGGACUGUAAAGUUCCCAAAUGUAAGAGGAAUCCCGUGAUAUUUACAUAUUUGCAGAAACCCAUUCAGGUCUAUUUUGUGGCUUUUGGCAAAUGCUUUCUGACGAUCUAAUGGUCUAAAGUCGCUCUGUUGCUACUGCCUGUAAACACACAGUCCAGUUCAAAGUGAAUGAUGGCAGGCCCAUGUGGCAAAUGGCUUAUUUGCAUACACGCCUACUGUAGCUCUGAUUGUCUAUGGCGCACCGGUCUGUGUAGAGUAGGGUCCUGGACAAGGCGGACACGUUUUUAUUAGGUUUUAUUUACUGCAGUGUCUAUUAAUUGUCCAAAUGCACGGACACCUUCUCACUAUAUAUUGCUAUAGAAUUUUCACAAAUGCCUUAAUAUAAGUCAUUCCCAAACAUUCUAUGAAAGUGCUCAGAAAAUGUAAAAAAUACAUUUAAAAAAGGGGCGUCAUAUUCUUCCUUGGGGUGUAUGAACAGAUUUGUAUAAGAUUUCACGUUGCUAAAACGCUGUCAGUAACACUUGAAACCUAUUCCUAGACUAAAAAGAUCUUCCAAUGAAAAGAUCUUCCUUCGUUGAGCAUGCUUUUUAGUCUAGAACUAGGCUUUAUCUGUGCAUUGGAAACAAGCCCUAGAACGCCAUCUCAAAGUGUGAUCAGAUUCCUUUUAAAUCCCUAUAACAAAUGAUCUAUCUGCUCCAUCCAUAGGACCAUGUACCUGCUGGGCUACAUCCCCAAGGACGACCGCCUGUACCUGGGCGACAAGGAGCUGAACAUAGUCAGUUACUCCCUGCUGGUGUCUGUGCUGGAGUACCAGACGGCUGUGAUGCGCAGGGACUUUGGCAUGGCCGACAAAGUGCUGCCCACCAUCCCCAAGGAGCAGAGGACCCGCGUAGCACACUUCCUGGAGAAACAGGUCAGAAACGUCCUGUUCACAGAGGAAGUGAGGCGCAUAGAUUAAGUGGAAUUGGGUAUUUAGAGUCUAUGGUGGCGCCAGGGGGCAACGGGAAUUCUAGCUAGACUAUGGGAUGCUAGCAAUUCUGGACUCUCCAUUUCAAAACAAAUCAAGCUGCUUUUAUGUGGCUGCUGUUGUAUGUUGUGAGAACUGACUGUGUGUUUGCGUGAAAUGUUACAAUGUUUACUGAUAUGUUCUUGUUGGUCAUCCAGGGUUUCAAGCAGCAGGCUCUGGCCGUGUCAUCAGACUCAGAGCACAGGUUUGAGCUGGCCCUGCAGCUGGGGGAGCUGAAGAUCGCCUAUCAGCUGGCUGUGGAGGCAGAGGUGAGACCUACAGUAUACUAGGCUAUGGAGAGACCACUGCGCACACACUACAAGAGUUCAAAGACUAAUAUAUGUCAUAUAUAUAUAUGUCGUUCUACAAUUAGUUAUUCAAUACUCAAGACUAUCUGCUCGGUUUAAAUCUAUUCAGUCAACAUCUGAUCUAGAUCUGAAUGGACUGUAGUCAAUCAAUUCGUUAAAUUGAUUAACCAUCCUUCAGCUAAGCAGCCCUGCACUAAACAAUGCUUAACUAUGUAAUUGUUUUAGCUUGAAGUGAGGAUCCAACUCCGUACGAUAUCCUGACAGUACUGUAUAACGUGUACAGUGCAUUCGGAAAGUAUUCAGACCCCUUAACUUUUUGCACAUUUUCUUACCUUACAGCCUUAAUCUAAAAUAUAAUUUUUAUUUUUUAAAUCCUCACCAUUCUACACAUAAUACCCCAUAAUGACAAAGUGAAAACUUUUUGCAAAUGUAUUUAAAAAAAAAAAAAUAAUAAUAAUUAUUAUUAUUUACAUAAGUAUUCAGACCUCUUGCUAUGAGACUCGAAAUUUAGCUCGGGUGCAUCCUGUUUCCAUUGAUCAUCCUUGAGAUGUUUCUACAACUUGAUUGAAGACCACCUGUGGUAAAUUCAAUUGAUUGGACAUGAUUUGGAAAGGCACACACCUGUCUAUAUAAGGUCCCACAGUUGACAGUGCAUGUCAGAGCAAAACCCAAGCCAUGAGGUCGAAGGAAUUGUCCGUAGAGCUCCGAGACAGGAUUGUGUUGAGGCACAAAUCUGGGGAAGGGUACCAAAAAAUGUCUGCAGCAUUGAAGGUCCCCAAGAACACAGUGGCCUCCAUCAUUCUUAAAUGGAAGAAGUUUGGAACCACCAAGUCUCUUCCUAGAGCUGGCCGCCCGUCCAAACUGAGCAAUCGGGGGAAAAGGGCCUUGGUCAGGGAGGUGACCAAGAACCUGAUGGUCACUCUGACAGCCCACUUGGAGUUUGCCAAAAGGCACCUAAAGGACUCUGACCAUGAGAAACAAGAAUCUCUGGUCUGAUGAAACCAAGAUGAAACUCUUUGGCCUGAAUGCUAAGUGUCACGUCUGGAGGAAUCCUUGCACCAUCCCUACGGUGAAGCAUGUUGGUGGCAGCGUCAUGCUGUGGGGAUGUUUUUCAGCGGCAGGGGCUGGGAGACUAUUCAGGCUCGAGGGAAAGAUGAACGGAGCAAAGUACAGCGAGAUUCUUGAUGAAAACCUGCUCCGUAGUGCUCAGGACCUCAGACUGGGGUGAAGGUUCACCUUCCAACAGGACAACAACCCUAUGCACACAGCCAAGACAACGCAGGAGUGGCUUCGGGACAAGUCUCUGUGUAGAUUGAUGAGGAAAAACAACAAUUUAAUCCAUUUUAGAAUAAGGCUGUAAUGUAACAAAGUUUGGACAAUUAUUAUUUAACUAGACAAGUCAGUUAAGAACAAAUUCUUAUUUACAAUGACGGCCUACCAAAAGGCAAAAGGCCUCCUGCGGGGACGGGGGCUGGGAUUAAAAAUAAAAAAUAAAAUAAAAAUAUUUGACAAAACACACAUCACGACAAGAGACACCACAACACUACAUAAAGAGAGACCUAAAACAAAAUGUUGUGUUGCUGCCAUGCUAACACAGCAUGGUAGCAACACCACAUGACAACAUGGAAGCAGCACAACAUGGUAGCAGCACAACAUGGUAGCAGCACAAAACAUGGUACAAACAUUGUUGGGCACAGACAACAGCACAAAGGGCAAGAAGGUAGAGACACCAAACAAUACAUUUACAUUUACAUUUACGUCAUUUAGCAGACGCUCUUAUCCAGAGCGACUUACAAAUAGGUGCAUUCACCUUUAUAGCCAGUGGGAUCACCACUUCACAAUGUUUUUUUAAAAUUUAUUUAUUAUAAUUUUUUUUGGGUUGGGGUAAGGGGGGCGUAGAAGGAUUACUUUAUCCUAGCCCAGGUAUUCCUUAAAGAGGUGGGGUUUCAAAUGUCUCCGGAAGGUGGUGAGUGACUCCGCUGUCCUGGCGUCGUGAGGGAGCUUGUUCCACCAUUGGGGUGCCAGAGCAGCGAACAGUUUUGACUGGGCUGAGCGGGAACUAUGCUUCCGCAGAGGUAGGGGAGCCAGCAGGCCAGAGGUGGAUGAACGCAAUGCCCUCGUUUGGGUGUAGGGACUGAUCAGAGCCUGAAGGUACGGAGGUGCCGUUCCCCUCACAGCUCCGUAGGCAAGCACCAUGGUCUUGUAGCAGAUGCGAGCUUCAACUGGAAGCCAGUGGAGUGUGCGGAGGAGCGGGGUGACGUGAGAGAACUUGGGAAGGUUGAACACCAGAUGGGCUGCGGCAUUCUGGAUGAGUUCUAGGGGUUUAAUGGCACAGGCAGGGAGCCCAGCCAACAGCGAGUUGCAGUAAUCCAGACGGGAGAUGACAAGUGCCUGGAUUAGGACCUGUGCCGCUUCCUGUGUAAGGCAGGGUCGUACUCUCCGAAUGUUGUAGAGCAUGAACCUACAGGAUCGGGUCACCGCCUUGAUGUUAGCGGAGAACAACAGGGUGUUGUCCAGGGUCACGCCAAGGCUCUUCGCACUCUGGGAGGAGGACACAACGGAGUUGUCAACCGUGAUGGCAAGAUCAUGGAACAGGCAGUCCUUCCCCGGGAGGAAGAGCAGCUUCGUCUUGCCAAGGUUCAGCUUGAGGUGGUGAUCCGUCAUCCAUACUGAUAUGUCUGCCAGACAUGCAGAGAUGCGAUUCGCCACCUGGUUAUCAGAAGGGGGAAAGGAGAAGAUUAGUUGUGUGUCGUCAGCGUAGCAAUGAUAGGAGAGGCCAUGUGAGGAUAUGACAGAGCCAAGUGACUUGGUGUAUAGGGAGAAUAGGAGAGGGCCUAGAACUGAGCCCAGGGGGACACCAGUGGUGAGAGCACGUGGUGCGGAGACAGCUUCUCGCCACGCCACUUGGUAGGAGCGACCGGUCAGGUAGGACGCAAUCCAAGAGUGAGCCGCGCCGGAGAUGCCCAGCUCGGAGAGGGUGGAGAGGAGGAUCUGAUGGUUCACAGUAUCAAAGGCAGCAGACAGGUCUAGAAGGACAAGAGCAGAGGAGAGUUAGCUAGCUUUAGCAGUGCGGAGAGCCUCCGUGACACAGAGAAGAGCAGUCUCAGUUGAAUGACCAGUCUUGAAACCUGACUGGUUUGGAUCAAGAAGGUCAUUCUGAGAGAGAUAGCAAGAGAGUGAAGCAGCCACAACUGUCAGUAAGAGUGUCUUUUGAAUGAAGAGAUAACUGUCCAGUUUGAGUGUUUUCAACAGUAUAUAACUGUUUAACAUUAGAACUGUUGUUUUCUCUGGUGGCAGUCGGAGCAGAAGUGGAAGCAGCUGGCAGAGCUGGCCAUCAGUAAGUGCCAGUUUAGCCUGGCCCAGGAGUGCCUUCAUCACGCCCAGGACUACGGUGGCCUGCUGCUGCUCGCCACCGCCUCAGGCAACGCCGCCAUGGUGGGCAAGCUGGCUGAGGGCGCCGAGCGGGACGGCAAGAACAACGUGGCUUUCAUGACCUACUUCCUGCAGGGGAAGUGAGUACAGAAGAGGGGGAAGGGGAACAGGCAGGUGGAUGGAGCACAUAAUGUGAUUUACACUGAACAAACAUAUAAACGCAACAAUUUAAACGUUUUUACUGAGUUACAGUUCAUAUAAGGAAGUAAGUCAAUUGAAAUAAAUGCAUUAGGCCCUAAUCUAUGGAUUUCACAUGACUGGACAGGGGUGCAGCCAUGGGGGGGCCUUUUAGGGGCCUUGGAGGGCAUAGGCCCACCCACUUGGCAGCCAGGCCCACCCAAUCAGAAUAGUUUUUCCCCACAAAAGGGUUUUAUUACAGACAGAAAUGCUCCUCAGCAUCACCCCUCCCCCACAGAUGAUCCUGCAGGUAAAGAAGCCGGAUGUGGAGGUCCUGGGCUGGCGUGGUUACACGUGGUCUGCGGUUGUGAGGCCGUUGGACGUACUGCCAAAUUCUCUAAAACGACGUUGUAGACAGCUUAUGGUAGAGACAUGAACAUUCAAUUCUCUGGCAACAGCUCUGGUGGACAUUCCUGCAGUCAGCUUGCCAAUUGCAUGCUCCUUCAAAACUUGUGACAUCUGUUGCAUUGUGUUGUGUGACAAAACUGCACAUUUUAAAGUGGCCUUUUAUUGUCCCCAGAACAAGGUGCACCUGUUUAAUGAUCAUGCUGUUUAAUCAGCUCUUGAUAUGCCACACCUGUCAGGUGGAUGGAUUGUCUUGGCAAAGGAGAAAUGCUGACUAACAGGGAUGUGCACAACAUUUAAGUUAAGCUUUUUGUGCGUAUGGAAAAUGUCAGGGAUUUUUUUUUCAGCUCAUGAAACAUGGGACCAACACUAUAUAUAUUUUUUGUUGUUGUUGUGUAAUAUCUAUGUUUAAGGAAUCUUUCUGACACCGGUGCUAUUCCUUCAUCCAUGUCAGUGAAGCAUCUGACUUCCUUGUUGUAGCUGUUAACAAUUAGCAAAAAUAAGCUCUUGGAAAGUACAUAACUCUACUCAUAUUUAUGAUAGGAGAACGUGAUUAGUAGCAGUGUUUUGGACCUCUCUCUGACACUGGUGUCUGGCUGUCUGUCUGUCCCCAGACUGGACCAUUGUCUGGAGCUGCUGAUCCGGACCAACCGGCUGCCUGAGGCGGCCUUCCUGGCCCGCACCUAUCUGCCCAGCCAGGUGUCCAGGGUUGUCAAGCUGUGGAGGGAAAGUCUGGCCAAGGUCAACCAGAAGGCGGCCGAGUCGCUGGCCGACCCCACUGAGUAUGAGAACCUGUUCCCCGGGCUGAAGGAGUCGUUCGUGGCCGAGCAGUUCCUCCGGGAGACCUGCCUGGGAAACUCCCGGCCGGCCACCGACUACCCUCUCGUCACUGUGAGUGGUGGAGGUUGGAGAUGGACCUCUAAUAAAUAUGAAUAAUCUGACGUUCACAUCUCAAAGCUGAAAGCUAGUUAUGGAUGCAUAUUUGCAGCACAGAAGUAGUCCACUCUCUCCAUCCUUAUCUCAUCCAUUGCUGUCUUUGUCUGCUUGUUGACACACAACACCCAUUCCUCGUCUCUUUUCUCCAGCCCAAUGAAGAACGUAAUAUACUAGAGGAGGCCACGGGCUACGAGCCCAAAGGAGCUCCCCUCGCUACACCGGUACUGGUAAGUCUUCAUUAUUCUCAGAGACCUCCACUACAAAGAAUAAUUGGUAGCCAACUUGAUUAAAGGCUGUGUAGUUCUAGUUCUACAUAGACAAUACAUUUUUUGAUAUCACAGACCUAGAAGUGGAAGAGUAGAGUUUGACAUCUAGAAAAGCCCUCGCGUGUUGGCUGGAUUGAAGAUUGAAACAGCGGAGAUGCUAAACUCAGACCUCACACACCUUGUGUGUACUGUGUGUGGAGUCCUGCUCAUGUCUGUCUGUGUGUGUGUCCAUCAGCAGGCUGAAGACAGCGGCGAGGAGACCGCGCCGGCAGCAGGCGUGAUGGCGUCCGUGUUGGCGUCCGUGGCUGCAGCCGUGAUCCCCUCGGAGGCAAAGCCUGAGGUUGCACCUGAGGAGGAGGAGGAAAGCCCCGGCUCAUCUGGGGCACAGAAGGACAAGGUAGGCAACGGUCUCCCCAGAAAUAGACAAAUGUACAGUAGGUGAGGCGCAUGACAAUUAAUGUACUGUACCCAGUGAGAAGAAAUCUAGAUGUAUGAACAUAACCCGUUGCAAUAUCAGUGUCAGUACCAUUAGUUGUGUUAUGGGCCAGGUGUUAACGUUGUGCGUUUACUUCCCCAGGCCCUGGACGAACUUGAAGACGACCUGGACAACAUGGAGCUGGACGACAUCGAUACCACAGACGUCAACCUGGACGACGACUUCUUAGAUGACUGAGACCCCCCCCCCCCCCAUCUCAUUCAC
Molecule: messenger RNA, 16495 nt
Organism: Coregonus sp. 'balchen'
Lineage: Eukaryota; Metazoa; Chordata; Actinopteri; Salmoniformes; Salmonidae
Source: the annotation of a GenBank genome assembly